This is a messenger RNA of Gasterosteus aculeatus aculeatus (three-spined stickleback), 4287 nucleotides long. RefSeq names its product interferon regulatory factor 2b (gene irf2b). Gene Ontology annotation, biological process: immune system process; regulation of transcription by RNA polymerase II. Gene Ontology annotation, molecular function: RNA polymerase II cis-regulatory region sequence-specific DNA binding; DNA-binding transcription factor activity, RNA polymerase II-specific. The record is from RefSeq and is a predicted model, not a curated record. NCBI's taxonomy places the organism in Eukaryota, Metazoa, Chordata, Actinopteri, Perciformes, Gasterosteidae. Gene Ontology annotation, cellular component: nucleus.
UCGCUCUGCGUUUGUUUACAUUGGUUUUCACUUCUGCCCUGCUUCUGGUCGGCGCGCUAGCAAACCGGAGACAAACGGACCGCGUUGUGCCGCUUUGACAUUUUAAAAGUUUCGUAGUUUGGACCGCGACGUGCGGACAAACGGAUCGGCUCGUGAGCAUUCUUCAUGCUGUAUUCAGGAGUCCGUGCAGGUGUUAGUAAAUCAGAGUGCUGUCAGGAGGACGUCAUUUGUACCGAAACGGAAGUAACGUAUCACGAUCUGCAACUGGCAACGUGUUUUAUUUCGUUAUCCACACUACCGGGGUGAUUUUCCUACCUAUUAAAACAAAGUAUGACUCAUGUGCCAUUAGAAAAAAAGAACACAUUGCCUCAUAGUGUUACAACUAGCAGCAUUGGUCUGACACUGAUGAAUUAUCCUCAUCAGCUGGACAAACUUUAUAUUUAACAGUCAUAACUAAUAUGCUGCAUACUAUUCAUGCUUUAAAACAACAGACCGCUGUCAUGUAGUUGAACCUUUUUGUACCGCAGUCAACUCGUGCUGCGAGCUGGACGCAGUUGGACGGCUCAUAAAAAGUGAUAACAUGCUGCACUUGACGCAGUGCCAUGUCACCCUGUUCGACCUGGGGGGGGGGGGGGGGAUCUCUUACGUCGGCCUCACUGGGCUGACCGGACUUUGACCACAUCAGGCUGCUGCAGGGAUCACAACGCUGCUCUUAAGUCACACGCUGCAGCAACAACAUGCUGCCUUCCAUGUCUUCUGUUAUAGUUCUUUCCAUCGUCCACCCACUUGUCCUGUCUUGUAAGAUCUGUAAUUUAAGGUUGAUUGCAGUCGGACACAGAUGGUCGGUAUCUUGAGGCUGCAGGACACAAUGCCGGUAGAGAGGAUGAGGAUGAGGCCUUGGCUGGAGGAACAGAUCGAUUCCUGUCAGAUACCAGGACUCAAAUGGGUUAACAAAGAAAAGCGAAUUUUCCAGAUCCCGUGGAUGCAUGCUGCGCGUCAUGGCUGGGACCUGGAGAAAGAUGCUCCGCUCUUCAUGAGAUGGGCCAUACACACAGGUAAAUACCAGCCAGGCACAGACCGUCCAGAUCCCAAAACGUGGAAGGCCAACUUCCGCUGUGCCAUGAACAGCCUGCCGGACAUCGAGGAGGUGAAGGACAAAAGCAUCAAAAAGGGAACAAACGCCUUCCGGGUGUAUAAGAUGCUGUCCUCCUCAGAGAGAAGCAUGAAGAAAGGAAAGAAGAAGACUGACAAGGAGGGUCGGCCCAAGGCAAAUAAACAGGUAGCGUCUCCGUCUGCAGACGCUCCCGUGGGACCGAUAGCCUACACCACGCAGGACAUAAUCAAACUGGAAGUGAUCAAAGAGGAACCACCAGAGUUUACUCUGAUGGACAGUGCCUCAGCCAUUCACGGUUCAGUAGAAGACCACAUGAUCGCCAGCGAGCAGCUGCCAUUCGUCUGUCAGACCAUCGAAGUGACCACUGAGAACGAAGAGCAGACUGUGAGCUCCUCCCACUCCUACCCGCUCCAGAUCUCCCCGGUGUCUUCGUGCGGCGGGAGCGACACAGACAGUGACACAGAGGACAACAAAGACGAUGUCGGCGUGGGGUGGAGGCGGGACUACAACACGCCAGUCCUCAGGGUUCCCACGUGUUCCCUACCCGGCAUGGCGAGCUUCGUCAGCGCCAGCAAGCCCAACUUCCGGGUCACCAGCACGCGAGACCCGACCCCGCUCAUCAGCUACCACACUGACGGCUGGACGCCGAGCUACGGCGGGAACUCCCCGGCGUCGCCAGCCAGCCACACCCACGAGAUGCGCGCGAGUGUCAUCAUGAAAACGUCGGAUGUGACGCCCUCCUGACCUCCGACCCCCAAGCGAGGGCGCGUCGUCGCUGCUUCAAGGGCGUAGGAACGACAGAGAUACUUUGUUACCUCCAUCGGGGGAGAAGGGGCGUGGAGCACUCACCUCGCUACUGCGUGGCGUCUCUCAGUGUUCUGACUGGUGAUGCUGUGAUUUAUUACUCCGCCCCUUUUUGAAUGUGCGGGUCUGCGUGAUGUAAAUGUGGCCGAGGGUAGAAUGAUGUACAUGUGGAGUUCACGGUCAUCCACAUCCGUUUUGGACACUAUCCGGCCACUGUUUGGAAAGCAUGAUGGGUCACAUGUCCCCGGUAGACCGUGUCCUCUGCUGCUUUGUGCACCCAAACGUACAGCAUGCCCAAGGAAAUUUGCCACUGAUGGAAUGAGAGAAAACUGUCUUUUAGUUGUUCUUUGAGUCAGGAUUGCCUUUAGUGUGACGCUACAUCCAUCAGCUGUGUUGUGCUUUUUAUCCGUAUACAUUCAAACUAAUGGUUCCUCGCUGUUCAUCAUAGAAAGCUUUUUUUGUUGUUGUUGUACUUAAUUAAGUAUUUUAUUUCUGAAUCAACACCUUUUACAUGUCGUCUCACCGUGAGGCAUUAGAACUGAUCACCUGCCGUCUCAGAGCAGUGUCAGCAUGACACUAAACGCUUUACCGGAGCCCGUGGCUGGUACAGAGAGCGGCCCACACGGAGGUGCAGCAGAGUCACCAGGGACAACAUAACUCUCCUCGGCCCCCUGGCCUUAAUAAUGUACAUAGCUCGUGUGUAUGGCAGCUUUAGCACCUUACAGUCAGCUGUGUGUGUGUCGUUGAAGCGGUGUAGCUGGAUCCCAGCUAUCUGUGAUUUAGUCUGCCGCACGCAGGAGGCUUUCAGGAAUGUAAUGGCAGUGUUUUCUUUUAAAGGGAGGCGGAGAGGUUUGUGUGCGUGCGUGCGUGCACACACACUGCGAACGUGUCCUGACCCGGUUAACUGGGUUCCAACGGCACAAACAUCCUCUCACACGUCGGAGGGUUUAGAGGAAGGAGGCUGAAUCUCAGGGUUUAGACGUCCACUUUAACUUCCUGACAGCGAUCUGCCGACGAUCGUGCACGUCCUGAAGUGAGCGUGUCCCUGUGCGAUAGCGGCGGAUGGAGUGGGGGCUCCGGGGGACUGCAUCAUCAGCAGAGGCCGUGGUGCUGACGGUUUUUAGUCCGGCUCUAAACUCCCGUCUCCCUCUUUUUCUCUGAUCCUCUCUAACUUGUAGCACUUAGCCACUCACCUUCAUCCUGACGUCUUUAAGAGCUAUUUUGAGGCCUUCAAUGCAAGUGUGUGCACAGAAUGACAAACAAUGGCUACAGAAUCGAAGAUAUUCCAAGUUUUUUUUUUUUCAAAGGUAUUAUUAGCGCAAGCCUAGCUUAGCGAUGUAUGAAUCCAUCUGAACGAAGAAAAAAAAAGAAGCAUCAAGUGUAGUGUUAAGUUAUGACUCGAGUAUCAGAAAGGCUACGUGUGCUAGCAGCUAGCGUGCCACAGGACAAUUCGAGCAGGACAAAUAGGAAUCUGCCAAUGUUUUGAAGCCAACUACUAGAGAGACGUGCACUGGUGGAACCGAAGGCGGCGUGGCCUCAUUCCAUGGCAGACGUUGGAAUGGGCGUUUCUCUCCAUGUGCCUUUUUGAUUUUCUUUAUUCCUUGUGCUUGCACUUCUUUAUUGUUUUUGUUGUGCUUUGUUUUGUGAACACCUGCCUUUUCUUUUUUCUACUUACGAAUGCAUUUUUAUCCUAAUGAGCUUUUCUUUCUUUUUUGUGAAUCCCCAUGCCAUUAACUGUAAGUAAAAAUCCAAUGUGCCUGAAGACUAAAGGCUCUACGUGUUGCUGUGCACACAAACAGAACGCUUCAAAUAUGGAAGUCUGGGGCCGCGGCUCCAGACCCGCUCUGUGAUUCACUUUAAAGGAAUCACUCAAGUGCUCUUUCUCAAGUCGAGUCCGUUUCCCAUUUGUCACGUAUGCAAAGGGCACGGCGUCGCAGCCGAAGGUCGAGCUUGACGAGGUGUAAUGAUGUGGUUAGAGAAAAAGUGUCUGGUGGUGUAGUCCCGGCCUGCUUUCUGCUCUCUGCCAAUCAGCAGCCAGUAAAAGGGCCGCGGGCGUCUCCGAGGAAAACGCGCUCAGUUCACAGAAACAACCGAACCGCUCAGCCACUCGCUGCUCUGUGUAUGCAAUGGAAACUACUAGUGAAUCAACAUGUACAUCUGAAUAAUGAAGACGUUUUUUUUUUUUAUUCUCCGGUGUCUGUGCUGUAUCACUGCUGACGGUUUAUACGGGAAACGAGUCCAGUUUCAUUGCUCAUGAGAAUCUUUACAUCUGAUCUGAACAAAGCGUGCAUGUUAAGGACAUUACGAAUAAAACCUUGUUUCUAAGUCAGAAAUGACAACAGAUCAUGUCUUAGAACCAACAGACCUAA